CCAUUGAAUUAUACACUUUAAAUUGGUGAAUUGUAUGAUAUUUGAAUUAUAUCUCAAUAAAGCUAUUCUUUUGAAAAAAGAGGAUUAAGAAACACUAAAACUCUGAGUUCUGACUUUUCUCUGGUCUCCAAAAGAUCUGUUUCCUUUCAUUGGAAAUUUUGUGUUAGUUACUCUUUUUCUUCAUUAUAACCAGAUCAGAAUUGGAAUAGCUAUUAUUUUACUGUGCACUACAGAAAGGAAGAUGCCUCAAGUACAUACUUUUUUUUUUUUUUGCAAGAGCACCAAUUACCGUUGGUAGUCUUUUUCAUCCUAAUACUUGAGUCUGUGAAUUUGGGGACAUAAUAUCAUAUCUUAGGUAUGAAAGUCAUAGCCCAAGGGUAAAGAAAUUAAAUUUUGUUUAGCACCUUCUAAGUGCCCACUUUACAAACUUGGGGAGGUAAAGUAACUUGCUAAAUUUUUUAUCUUGUAGAAGUAAGCAGUUUGAACAUAUGUUUCUAUGACUCAAAAAAUUUUCUUUCCAGUGCCUCAGUUAUUUCCUACUAAGAAAACAACCCUGGAUUUAAAAGUGUUGGAGAAAUUCUGCAUUUACAUUUCAAAGGAUGGAUAGGAUGACAGAAGAUGCUCUUCGCCUGAAUCUAUUGAAGCGGAGCUUGGACCCAGCAGAUGAGCGAGAUGACGUCCUGGCCAAGCGACUCAAAAUGGAGGGGCAUGAGGCCAUGGAACGUCUGAAAAUGUUGGCACUGCUCAAACGGAAGGAUUUGGCAAAUCUUGAGGUGCCUCAUGAGUUACCCACCAAACAGGAUGGCAGUGCUGUCAAGGGCUAUGAAGAGAAACUCAAUGGGAACCUCAGGCCUCAUGGAGACAACAGGACUGCUGGAAGGCCAGGCAAAGAAAACAUCAAUGAUGAGCCUGUGGAUAUGAGUGCUAGACGGAGUGAGCCAGACAGAGGAAGGCUAACUCCCUCCCCAGACAUCAUUGUUUUAUCUGAUAAUGAGGCUUCCAGUCCCCGUUCCAGCUCCCGAAUGGAAGAAAGACUCAAAGCAGCCAACCUAGAGAUGUUUAAGGGGAAAGGCAUUGAGGAACGGCAGCAGCUCAUCAAGCAGCUGAGGGAUGAGCUGCGACUGGAAGAAGCUCGACUGGUGCUGUUAAAGAAACUAAGACAGAGUCAGCUACAGAAAGAGAAUGUGGUACAGAAGACUCCAGUUGUACAGAAUGCAGCAUCUAUUGUUCAGCCAUCUCCUGCCCAUGUGGGACAGCAGGGCCUAUCCAAGCUUCCCUCCCGGCCUGGGGCCCAAGGGGUUGAACCUCAGAAUUUGAGAACAUUACAGGGUCAUAGUGUCAUCCGUUCAGCAACCAAUACCACCCUCCCACACAUGUUGAUGUCUCAGCGUGUUAUUGCACCAAACCCAGCCCAGCUACAGGGUCAGCGUGGCCCACCUAAGCCUGGCCUUGUACGCACCACAACACCCAAUAUAAAUCCCACCAUCAAUUACCAGCCGCAGUCAAGUUCUUCUGUUCCCUGUCAGCGCACAACAUCCUCUGCCAUCUAUAUGAAUCUUGCCUCCCAUAUCCAGCCAGGGACCGUGAACAGAGUGUCCUCACCACUUCCUAGCCCCAGCGCUAUGACCGAUGCUGCCAACUCACAGGCUGCAGCCAAAUUGGCUCUUCGCAAACAGCUGGAAAAGACACUCCUGGAGAUUCCACCCCCUAAACCUCCUGCUCCCUUACUUCACUUUCUGCCUAGUGCAGCUAACAGCGAGUUCAUCUACAUGGUAGGCUUGGAAGAAGUCGUACAAAGUGUUAUCGACAGCCAAGGCAAAAGCUGUGCCUCACUUCUGCGGGUCGAACCCUUUGUUUGUGCCCAGUGCCGCACAGAUUUCACCCCUCACUGGAAGCAAGAGAAGAAUGGUAAGAUUCUAUGUGAGCAGUGUAUGACCUCCAACCAGAAGAAGGCUCUAAAAGCUGAACACACCAACCGGCUGAAAAAUGCUUUUGUUAAAGCUCUACAGCAGGAACAGGAAAUUGAACAGCGAUUACAGCAGCAGGCAGCCCUCUCGCCGACUACAGCUCCAGCUGUGUCCAGUGUCAGUAAACAAGAGACCAUAAUGAGACAUCAUACACUUCGGCAGGCUCCACAGCCACAAAGCAGCCUCCAGCGUGGCAUACCCACAUCUGCCCGUUCCAUGCUUUCCAACUUUGCACAGGCACCCCAGCUGUCUGUGCCAGGUGGCCUCCUUGGUAUGCCAGGUGUCAACAUUGCAUACUUGAACACUGGCAUCGGAGGACACAAAGCCCCCAGUUUGGCAGACCGACAGCGGGAAUACCUUUUAGACAUGAUCCCUCCCCGGUCUAUAUCGCAAUCCAUCAGUGGACAGAAAUAACGCCUGUUCCACUUGUACUUCCCCAACCUUGAAUCCUUUACCCCUCUCUCCCUUUGCCCCAACUUCCGUCGCAUGCAGUGCCUGUACUGGUGCCUACCAUACACGGAAAACAAAACAGAAAAACAGAAGACAAAAAAUAGAAAUCAACAAGAAAACACAUGCCCUGCCCCUUCACCUCCCCUUUAUUUCACACUGCUGCGAUAUGUUCUUCUGCCGCUCUGUCUUCUCUCUUCAGUUUUCUUUAACAGUGAGGUGAAUAUUCACCUCUGACAGAGGUGAGAAUGAGGUCCUGGGGAGAAAUCUAAGCCCUCUGACGUGUGUUUCUAAAGUUUGUUUUUAUGCUAUAAUGAUUAUCAUUAUUUUUAAUGAUGUUGUGUGUCCUCCCUUUGUUCAGUGGACGGUUAAACCUUUUUAUUUCCCCCCAAUAUUUUUCUUUUCCUUUUUUCUUUCCCCCCCUCUUUUUUUUUAAUAAACACAGAUGACAUUCAGUUAAAUGAUAGGAGCAUUGCAGUAGGGUCCCAGCUGCCAGGUAGGAGGACAUGACUAGGAGUGUUAGGGCAGAGUUCUUAUGUAUGCACUUAACCAGGAGAGGUGGUGGCAUCAACCAAGGAGGAACAGCACACCCACUGUGGAGCCUCUGGGCUGGACAGUUCAGGAGGCAGUGUUCAGUAUUGAAGUUGGUCUCUAAGAAUGAGGGGGAAGAGCCUGGAGGGAGAAGCUUUAAAAUUUAACCACCCUGCAGUUGACUCAUAGAGAGGGGCACAAAGGCGCAUGAUGAUGAGCAUAAUGUUGAGCCAAGGAGGACUGAGACCAGGUCCUGGCCUUCUGGGUGCUGGGGGGAUAAGAUUGGUCUCCUGAUCCCAGUUGGAGACAUGGAAGUCUAUUCCAGGCUAACUGGCCCAAAAUAAUUAUUUCAUCUUAUUUUCUUCAUAAAACUUGUCCCCACCCCCACUUUUUUUUUUUUUUUAAUCCUAAUCUUCCCCUGGUAACCACAGCCCCAUUUGUAUUACAGAGGAAUAGCUGUUCCCAGCCUGAGUUUGCUGGGUAUCCUAGAGUUGGAACGGGCAUGAGUUAGUGAAAUGAUGAAGGGAAGAAACAGACUUAAAGGGAGGAAGAGGGGCUUUCUCUCCCAGCAGUUGAGGCUCACAUUUGUCUCUGUCUUCACCCUCUGAGUGCAGGAGGUGAGUGAGGGCACCUAAUCAAGUUGGAGUCCUGCCCUGACCCUGCUGCACUGACUGCAGAACCAACUGCUCAGAACCAGAUCACUCAUGUCCAAACCAGCUUUGGGCCUGUGCUAGUAAAGUAGUUGUCUCCACCCACCCCUCCCCACCCCCUUGAAUUCUAUUAAUUUUGUUUCCCCCACCCCCACCUUAAGCGCUACUAAUGUAGAGAAUGAAUUGAAUUGUGCAAUGUUGCUGUUCUGGGGAUUGGGGAGGUUAGCAUCCCAUUUGCCCAUUCCAUGGGGGAGGGGGAAGGGACCAGGCUGUUUUUGAGGUAAAGGGAAGUCCCAUAAAGGUGGGGUUCCUGCUUUCAUAGUGUACACCCACCUGCCUCUCCAGCUCUAGAAGCUAUCACAGUGCGAGGAAGGGAUACUCUUAAGCAGAGAGGUGUGAAGAGGAGUUCAACAUUUUGCCCUUGAAAGCCACCUGGGGAAGUUCCCCCAUUUUUAUUUUUUAAAAUUAAAAUAAUUUUUUUUAAGUAAGAAGGCACUUUUAAAAUUAAUACACACACAAACUGCACAUCUUCCCUAUAAAGUUUGGGGAUGGGAUGGGAGAAGGAGCUAGAAUCAGGCUCAGUUCUCCCCACUCUGGCCUCUAUUCCCCAUACCCCAGAGCCACUGUGGGUGAUUAUACUGGCCCUGCAAGGCCUUCCUGGCUUUUUUCUUUCCUCCCUUCCCCCAAAUUCAUUGAGCACUUAAUAAAGGAGCAGAGCUACAGCCUAUGUCUGGGCUCCCCCAGUGGUGAAAUGAUCUGGAAGCUAGACACUAGUAACAGGUAGUGAUGGGGUCGUUUCGAGUAUUUUUCUGGGGAAUGUGGUAUCCCUGACUAUAAGUGGUGGGAGGGGGGUGUUAAUGGAACUGGGAGUGGGAUUAUUUUAAAAUUAUAUAUAUAUAUAUAUAUAUAUAAAGAUAUAUUCUUACAUCGUUUCUUUGCCCUCUGUGCUUUGAAAGCACUGGAUAAAUGGUUUGGUUUUGCUUUUCUCUCUUCCAUGAAAUUGGAAGCUUUUUUAAAAAAAAUAUUUUCCCUACAAGUCAUCUUGCCUUGUGGCAUGUCUGUCUAGCCUCUUCCUCCCCACCAUGAUGAAGUGCCAUUUCUGUUAUGUCUCCCCUCCCCCAGCUCAGAGGUGCUCAGAGGUACGAGGUCCCCAAGUUUGUCAGUUGAGAUUAAAAGUAAGGAACAGAGAAUGUGCAAUACCGUUUGGCUGGGGGCUGUCCCUGCCCUGAGCUGAGCCCCUUCCCUGGGAGCCAGGCCACCUUUGAAUAGUGUUUGGAAGUAAAGUGUAGAGAAAGGGGAAUGUGAUGGGGAAGGAAAGCCUAUAGCUGAGUGCCUGCCAAGGUGCUGAGGCAAUGGGGGAGAGGGUGGAGUCUUCCCUACUUUUAUCCCCUCAGGGUCAAUUACAUAGAGGCUGCUUAUUCACUAGUAUAGCUCCAUGACCCUUUGCUCAAUCGCUGAGGUUUGAUUUCUUACCCUCUCUUCCCAUUUUCAUACCCUUCCCAGGGGUUAGUGAUGGGGGUAAGGUUUCCCUAAUCAUGAUAAAGUGUUAGCCUUCCACCUCCUUCCUUCCCUCCCUCUCCCCUGUCCUCCUGUCUUCCUCAUUUCUCUACUUUUUCACCACUGAUUACCUUAUGUCCCUCCAAGCCUAUUGUUGCUGUCCAUCCCCAGGCCUUGGGCCCCAUAGACACUAAAGACAGGAGGAAAGACCCUCUGUUCAGAGCUAUCCUUUACCCCAGAGAGCUCUGAAGCUCAGGACAAUAUAGUGAGGAUCCCACUAGUUCUGCCUGGCUGUCUCCAUCCCCAAAGGCUCUAAAAGUAGUAGUUUAUGGACAGUGGCUUACUCCCUGGAACAGGUGGAUGAGUGGUAAGGCUUGAGUAAAGCUGAGGGACAGAGGUCCUUAUUUGUUUUUUUUUUCCUUUCUUUUUUUUCUUUUUGUCACCUGAACACAGCAUCUGGACUUCCUCUAUCCCUGGAAUAAGUAUUUUUUUCCACAUUUUUGUAUGUAUGUAUGGUAGACAUUUUUUUUUAAGACAGAGAUAAAUGUGUUCCUGCUUUGGUUACCUUUCCUUUCCCCUUUAAAACGAAUUAGCUAUAGAACUGCUUUGUAAAGAUGCUUCUUGAUAUUUUACUUUUGUUCCUUUUCCCCAUCCACUCCCUUUUCUCCUCACUCUUCCAGAAGGUAUAACCCUUCUUUCCACCCCACCCUACCCCAGUCCUAGGCUCCCUUCCCCUCCAACAAGACCUUCAUUAGCUUAUGAUAUUUGCUGCCGAGAUGUUAUAACAAGGACUCAUUCGUGUAUAUAAGCUAUUUCUUGAUCCAUUUAAAAGGAAUUGUACAUUGUGUAGAAAAAAAAAAAAAAAAACUGAAAA
Miniopterus natalensis is the source of this 5966-nucleotide messenger RNA. RefSeq names its product GATA zinc finger domain containing 2B (gene GATAD2B). Gene Ontology annotation, biological process: negative regulation of transcription by RNA polymerase II. The record is from RefSeq and is a predicted model, not a curated record. Gene Ontology annotation, cellular component: NuRD complex. Lineage: Eukaryota; Metazoa; Chordata; Mammalia; Chiroptera; Miniopteridae. Gene Ontology annotation, molecular function: zinc ion binding; sequence-specific DNA binding.